GUAAUAAAGACGUUUAGAUAGAUACAAUUAUCAUUUAAUGAGUACGAUUGAAAAACGCAUGUAAUAGCACAAAAUGACCAGCGGUGGCAAUAACUUUUUUGUCAGCCGUGGUCAUGAAACGCAAAGCAUUAUGGGAUUUUUAGUCCUAAAUGCCGGGCUGCCGUGUUGACAUCGUACAAAAGAAAAAUAACUAAGCGUUUUCUUUUUUGUACAAAACAUAGGCUUCGAAUAUACUACACCUGUAGGUUUUAUUUGCGCUUAUUCCAGAUAAAAUCGCACAGAGUUAAGAUCUGGUAUAGCAAAAUUUUCACCACGUUCGCUGUAAAACAAACAGGAAGUGGUUAGCGUUGUGGGACGUGUAGUUCCGGCUACAGGCCGCUGAAGAAGAUACCGCGCACAAUAAAGAAAGUGCAAUAAAAGCGUCGCAAUUAGCCGUGCGGAUUGACUUUGAGGGCUAUAGGCGUCUGUGUUAUCAUGCCUGGAUUCACGUGCUGUGUCCCCGGCUGCUACAGCAAUUCGCAUCGCGACCGGGACUUGCGCUUCUACACGUUUCCGAAGGACACUACACUCCGAGAGCUGUGGCUGAGGAACAUCUCCCGGGCCGGGGUCAGCGGCUGUUUCAGCACCUUCCAGCCCACCACGGGGCACCGGGUUUGCAGUGUGCACUUUGUGGGCGGAAGGAAAACCUACAGUAUCCGAGUGCCGUCGCUUUUCCCCCUGAGGGGUGUGAACGAGCGCAGGAGUCGGCGGGGCAGAGGUAAGAAGUUGUCCACGACGGCGGCUGCAGCCCCCGCCGGAGCCACCACCGGGGUCGUCAUCAACACCGUGCUGGGGAACACGGCCGAGGGCGCCGAGGCCAACGCCGGGGGCGAGGCCAUCGACGACAGCAUCACGGUGGUGCAGAUCGGCCAAAACGGAGAAUAUCUGGGUACGGCACGGCUGCCCGUGGCGGCGGAGGCGCCUUUCACCGCGCCUAUCGGCGCGUCCACCGAACUCAGCGCCGUUACCGUCGCCGCGGACUCCUCCUGCUCGGCGGAGGCGAAGCAGACGGUCGUGCAGUACGUCAGCGUGACCAGCAGCCCGCUGGACCACUCGUACUCGCUGACCACCGGCACCACGUCGGCUGAGCUGCUGCGCAAACUCAACGAGCAGCGGGACAUCAUCGCCCUCAUGGAGGUGAAGAUGAAGGAGAUGAAGGCCACCAUCCGCCAGCUGCGGGUGAUGGAGGCCAAGCUGCAGGAGGAGGUGCGGGAGCGGGACAGGCUGCUGGGCGGCCACCCGGUGCCUCUGAAUGUCAACAAGAAAAUCUAGCCGGAGACGAGGGAGUGCAGACGAACUGAGGGACAUUCAGCCUUUGUACACAAAUGUAUUUUCAAUAACCGCAGAGCUGAUUUUCGUAGACCUGAUCAUGUAUAAAGAUGUUUAGCUGUGGUUGUAUAACUGGUAGUGUCAUAUGGAAAGCUUUUUGAGCAUGUUAUUCAAUUCACACUCAAAGGUCCAUGUACUAGUACACACUUUGUCCUAACUUAGACAAUUCAGCGCACUAGAACAACAGUUGUCUCACUUUUUGCCCCCUACUACUCGGACAUUUCGGCACACUAACAGCAGAACUUUGGUUUAUCAAGAGGACAACUACAUAUUACUGGUGAGGCAAAACUGCACUCGUUGACAUGUGGGUGCUAUACUACAACUACUAGUGAAGUGCUAAAUGUUAACUAAUUUCACAAUGUCACAUAUCAAGGAUUGAUCCUAGAUUAUCCAGUAUAGGUUAUCAGUGUACUCGUAUGCUUUUUGUCCUCGCAAGUAAGACAAUUGAAUACACUAGUAGAACGAUUCUGUUUCUUAAUUUUAUUUAUUUAGUGCUUUCACAACAGCUGCAGCUGUUGCAGAACACAUGAUAAAACAUUAACAAUGAUACAAACACAAACCAAUGAAAUGUUUUCCUUUUUGUCAUGUUUUCCUUCACUGCCUUUCACUACUAUAUGACAUUUUUGCACACCAGUAGAACAACUACUUGUUGUUAGUGAGGCAGCUAGGCACUUGUUGAAAUCGGUGUGCCGCUCAUACUACAGCUGAAGUGCAAGAUGUUAAAUAGUACAAUUUUAUAAAGUCAAUAGUAGUGAGUAGUACUUGGCCUGCUUUCCAUAAAGCAUUUUGAUGAAUAAUUAUUCGAUAUCCUGAUGCUCAGCUAGAAGACCAGGUACAAUUCAGUGCACUAGAAGAAUGACUACGGAGUGCUAGUAGCUCUCAAUUGUCAACAAGUGCACAGUUUUGUCUCACUUAUAUAUGUGGUUGUCCUCAUGCAAACGUUCUCCAACUUAUGAGGACUAAGGACUAAGAAAAUUCAGCACACCUGUAGAAUGGCUGUUUUACUUGCAGUGUUUUUUUUUUUCAGCACCACCAUCUUUGUUGAUUACUGUUUGACAUGUCUGCACACCAAUUACUACCCAGCUUUGCAACAACAUUUUACUAGUGAGCAUUUUGAUGCUGCUAGUAAGUUCCAGGAGGCGACUACUGCAUGACCUAUUUGGGCCGAGUACUGUUACUAGUUCAGCACAAUAGUUUAAUUGUAAGGUUUAGUUGCAACAUUGUAGUUCUAGUGCGCGGAAUUGGCUUACUAGUACACGGAAUUUAUGAUGGAUUUGAAGAAUAUCAAGUAAAUGCUUAGAUGACAUUCUAUAGUGUCAUCUCUAACAGUUGUUUGAUCCACUUUACAGUCAUAGUUUGCAUAGCCUUACAAGAUAGAUGACUUUAAAUAUGAGAGUUGGGAAGGAAUAUUUUUAGUCCAGGAUGUUCAUUAUUCUUGAGUGGAUAGAAAUUAGAAGUGUUUGGUGACAGAUUACCGUGCUGAGAAAUAGAUUUGGCUAUAUGCCUAUGGAGGCAUUUAUGCAGGCUUUUUCAA
Messenger RNA from Hippocampus comes (tiger tail seahorse), 2902 nucleotides. RefSeq names its product THAP domain containing 11 (gene thap11). The transcript has a single exon. The record is from RefSeq and is a predicted model, not a curated record. Gene Ontology annotation, molecular function: RNA polymerase II cis-regulatory region sequence-specific DNA binding. Gene Ontology annotation, biological process: regulation of transcription by RNA polymerase II. The coding region runs from base 475 to 1311 and encodes 278 amino acids. Lineage: Eukaryota; Metazoa; Chordata; Actinopteri; Syngnathiformes; Syngnathidae. Gene Ontology annotation, cellular component: nucleoplasm.